Molecule: messenger RNA, 755 nt
Organism: Nicotiana attenuata
Lineage: Eukaryota; Viridiplantae; Streptophyta; Magnoliopsida; Solanales; Solanaceae
Exons: 2
Coding region: 60-527 (155 amino acids)
Cellular component (GO): chloroplast
Source: RefSeq, a predicted model, not a curated record
AGUUUUAUAAGCUUAGUCAACGCCCUCUUCUGCCCAUUGGAUGAGUAGUAGUUAAAUUUAUGUGGCUGUUGUGUAUACUUCCAGUGGAGCUUCAGUUGCCAUUUGAGGACAUGGAGGCUGCCGCAUUGCGACCUACAAAAUUUCCGGCGAGAUGUUCCGCCUCAACCUCAAUGUCGUCUCUUCAGCCGCCGUCUGCAUCCGUUGGAUUCCUCGUUCCAAAAUCUUUCAGAAUGAUUUCCUCCUUUAAGACGCCCAUAAUUGCCCGAGCUUCCGACCCCAAAACUGACCAACCAAAUCCCAGCACUGAUGAAUCUGGCUUUCCUUUCCUACCACAGGAGGAUGUAAACUUCUUAUUAAAACUGGGAGUGGGUUCAGUCGCGGGAGGAGCUGCAAUAAAGUACGGAAGCGUUAUUUUCCCAGAGAUAACAAGACCAAAUAUUACAUUGGCUCUCUUGAUGAUAUCAGCUCCGGUGGUUGUUGCCGCUGUGCUCUUGUUUUUGCAAAGUCGUGCAGAUUCAAAUGAGUAACAAUCACGCUCAUUUUUGGAUGAACAAGCUCUGCAGCAAUCUCUUGGACUGUACCAAAAUGGAAAGUCUGGGCAAUGGGCGUUAGGAACUCUGUAAUUUGUAUCCAAUUGUUUUAUCCUAUUCAAAAUGGUCGGAUAUUAUUUUCCAUUCAUUCUUAGUUGUUUACUUUUUGACUUUGUAAUCCCGUAGAAAAUAGACGAACCCACAAUAAUGAUAGCAUUUACAAAA